Molecule: messenger RNA, 336 nt
Organism: Eutrema salsugineum
Lineage: Eukaryota; Viridiplantae; Streptophyta; Magnoliopsida; Brassicales; Brassicaceae
Product: dolichyl-diphosphooligosaccharide--protein glycosyltransferase subunit 4C
Exons: 1
Coding region: 1-108 (35 amino acids)
Source: RefSeq, a predicted model, not a curated record
AUGUUUGACGACCAAGACCUCGGCUUCUUUGCCAAUUUUCUUGGGAUUUUCAUCUUCAUACUGGUGAUUGCUUACCAUUUCGUCGUGGCAGACCAAAAAUUCGAAUGAAAACGAGUUUUUUUCUUUGUUAGUUCUACUAAACAGUUACAUGUAUCGGAAUCAAGAUGUCUUUAGCAUCCGUAGGUCGAGUUGCUUCGUCAGUAAUGUAUUUUGACAAUGUCGUUUUGAAUAGAUAAAGACUUGUUUUCGUAGUGCUUUCAUCAUGCAAGUGACGUGUUUAUAGCAUAUAGCUUUUAUCCGCAGGUCUUCUCUCUGGCUUGGUCGCUUUAACAAUUC